UUGAGGCAAGAGGCAGCACUCAGCCAACGUACAGUGCCGUUCUGCCGGGACAGACAAAUAAAACCAAGCAUCCUGCAGGUUUCAUUUCCAGUUCUCAUAUCCAGCGAAUUCUCAGCUUUGCUAUCGCCCACAGUGAUCCGCUGCUCCACCGCUACGACGCACGCCAUCACACGCGCGCGCGCGCCGUCGCAUCGCAGCCUGCACCUUGUGGCGGCCGUAGCUCGCUCUCGCUCUCGCUCUCGCGGCCGGUGAAAUGGCGGCGCACGACGCAAUCAUGUCUUCUUGCUAGCUAGCUAGCUAAGUUCGUCGGCGCGAUGAUGUACAAGCAUGUCGGAGACGACGCACGCGGGUCCUCCGCGGGCGUAGUGUGCUGCGUGGAUGUCGUCGACGACGACGUCGACGCGCUGCUGUGCGGCGAGGACGCCGGCGAGCUGGAGCGCGAGGGCGAGCCGGCGCAGGGGUCGUCGCCGUCGUCGUCAUUGUCGUGCGCCGCCGCGGCCGCCGCAGCCGCUGACGACGACGACGAAGACGAAGACGAACACGGCGUCCAUGGCGAGGUGGUGCAGGUGACUCCAGGCGGGGAGGAGCACUGCUACGACUACGACUACGACGUCGACGUGCCCGUCGGUGCCGAGCUCGUCAUGCCUGCUUGCUCGCCGCCGAGGACAGCCGUCCACCGGCCCGGCUGGUCGGAGUCCGUCUCCUGGAUCCUCAAGGUCCGGUCAGUCCACGGCUUCCAGCCGGCGACGGCGUACCUCGCCGUGAGCUACAUGGAUAGGUUCAUGUCGUCUCGCAGCUUGCCGGAUCAUGGUUGGGCAUCCCAAUUGCUAUGUGUGGCUUGCUUGUCUCUGGCUGCCAAGAUGGAGGAGUCCUCUGCCCCACCCCUCCUUGACCUUCAGAUUGAAGGAACAAGAUUCAUUUUUGAACCUCGGACGAUCCAGAGGAUGGAGCUCAUCGUCCUCGUGGAGUUGGAUUGGAGGCUCCGGUCAGUGACGCCUUUCGCCUUUGUUGAUUUCUUCGCUUGUAAGGUUGGCUCCUCUGGAAGAAGCUCAAGGAUCUUGGCAUUGCGUGCUUGCCAAAUAAUUCUCAGUGCAAUUCAUGAGCUCGAGUUCCUGAACCACUGCGCCUCAUCAAUGGCGGCAGCGGCGGUGCUAUUCGCAGUAAAUGAGUCGCCUGCAGCCAUGUCGCACAGGAGCAGCGUCAGCUCUGAAUCAGCUGCCUCGUGGUGCAUUGGCCUGACUGAGGAGAGGAUCAGCAGUUGCUAUCAGCUGCUGCAGCGAGCUCUGAAUGCUACUGCGAGGAAGAGGAAGCGACAUCCGAUGAUACUUGCAGCUUGUUCAUCAGUAACAAGUUCAUCUUCCCGGAGCAAAAGGCGCAAACUUGAUGGCCAUUUUGGAGAAGAUUGAAUCUUUCUUUUCUUUUCUUUUCUUUUCUUUUAUUUGAGUCUGAAUUAUAUUACAUUCCUCGGCGAUUUCUGUUCCUGGAUGAGCUAUUUAUUUGUUUAUUUUUGCA
Messenger RNA from Oryza sativa Japonica Group (Japanese rice), 1512 nucleotides. Its product is annotated as cyclin-D1-1. NCBI's taxonomy places the organism in Eukaryota, Viridiplantae, Streptophyta, Magnoliopsida, Poales, Poaceae. Gene Ontology annotation, cellular component: nucleus; cyclin-dependent protein kinase holoenzyme complex; cytoplasm. The record is from RefSeq and is a predicted model, not a curated record. Gene Ontology annotation, biological process: mitotic cell cycle phase transition; regulation of cyclin-dependent protein serine/threonine kinase activity. Gene Ontology annotation, molecular function: cyclin-dependent protein serine/threonine kinase regulator activity.